Pan troglodytes (chimpanzee) is the source of this 11727-nucleotide messenger RNA. RefSeq lists its product as uncharacterized. The record is from RefSeq and is a predicted model, not a curated record. The coding region runs from base 10114 to 10251 and encodes 45 amino acids. NCBI's taxonomy places the organism in Eukaryota, Metazoa, Chordata, Mammalia, Primates, Hominidae. The transcript has a single exon.
GCGAUGGUGCACCUGCCCUGCCUUGCCGCUGUGUCACGGAUCUGCAGGGCAGAUGGGUCGUGGAGUGGGGAGGUUUUACAGAGGGAUCCUGAAGCAGACACACACAUCUCUGCAUGCCUGAUGAUGAAAAGCCUGUCAUCACCGUCUCUCAAAGCAACAUAAAUAUGGCCGUGUCAUGUGACCCAGUUAUUGUAAUUUAUUCAUGGAAAACUUCCUGAUGUAUUCUCCACUUAGGCUUCAGGGUAUAUUCACCCAAAAUUAAAAACAUAAAUACUUAAACCUUUUGAAGGAUUUAAGGGACAUUCAGAGUUGGUUUAUAUGAGAGCAUAUCCUGUUGUGAAAAAAUCAGGAGCUUUGUGUUUUUCUGGAAUCAUGCAGAACUGUAGUCUUUUUUGGAAAAUAUAGGUCUUUUGCUAUUUCCUAGUAACAGUGUCUGAAGGAGCUGGGCUUAUAAAAUUCAAAUGCCCACAGGGACCAAUCUGGAAUGUAAAGAGCACACUGGAGCUGAUACCAAAAAAAAAAAAAAAAAAAAAAAGCAUAGUUUGCCUUUAAACCUGUAAACCUAUUUUUGGCUUCCACAAAGACACAGUUCUCCUCUCUAUUUUUUUGUUUGUUUGUUUGUUUGUUUGUUUGUUUUUUUAGACAGAGUCUCACUCUGUUGUCCAGGCCGGAGUGCAAUGACACCAUCUCGGCUCACUGCAAACUCCACCACCCAGGUUUAAAUGAUUCUCCUGCCUCAGCCUCCCGAGUAGCUGGGACUACAGGCACAUGCCACCACGCCGGGCUAAAUUUUGUAUUUUUAGUUGCGGCAGGGUUUCACCAUUUUGGCUAGGCUGGUCUUCUCUCCUUUUUAUUGAACACAAGUGCCCCGUUUGGUUUAUCUUUUGAUCGAGAUGUGGUUAUAGAGAAAUAUUUCUCAUCUGUAAGGGAAACAGCUGUGCAAAUGUGAUAGUGAAUGGCCAAAGACAUGUAGUCUUGGUGUCAGGGUGACAACAGGGAAUGGUGGGGACUGUGGCAAACUGGGCCCUGAAUCCUGGUUGCUAUAAGAAGGUGGACCGAUGGCAUCAGAUAGUCCAGUUUUUCAAGAGAAAUAUAAAUCCUUAUGUGUUAGCUUCCUAGGGCUGCCUUAACAAAGUACCACAAAAUCAGUGGCUUAGAGCCACAGAAAAAGGCCGGGCACAGUGGCUCAUGCCUGUAAUUUCAGCACUUUGAAAGGCCAGGGUGGGUGGAUCACUUGAGCCCAGGAAUUUGAGAUCAGCCUGGGCAACACAGCAAGACCCUGUCUCUACAAAAAAUUUAAAAAAAUAGCUGGAUGUGGUGGCACCUGAAGUCCCAGCUACUUUGGAGGCUGAAGCAGGAGGACUGCUUGAGCCCAGGAGGUCAAGGCUGUAGUGAGUCAUGAUUUUGCCACUGAGCUCCAGCCUCAGUGACAGAGCAAGACCCUGUCUCAAAAAAAAAAAAAAAAAAAAAAAAGGAAAGGAAAUGUAUUAUCUUACAGUUCCAGAGGCCAGAAUGCUGAAAUUAAGGUGUCGGUAGAGCCACGUUCCCUCCCUCUAAAACCUGUAGCAGACCCUUCCUUUCCUCUUCCUAGCUUAGAGUGGUUUCCCAGCAAUCUUUGGUGUCCUUGGUUUGCAGCUUGAACUCCAAUCUCUGCCUUCAUUGUCAGUGACAUUCUACCUGUGUGUCUCUGUGGCUUCACGUAUAAAGCCACCACUCAUGCUGGAUUAGGAGUCCACCCUACUCCAACGUGACCUCAUGAUAAUUUAACUACAUCUGCGAUGAUCCUAUUUCCAAAUAAGUCACAUUCUGAGGUACUGGGAUUAGGACCUUAACCUGUCUUUUUGGGGGGAUACAGUUUAAUCCAUAACACGUUACUUUAUGUGAAAUUGAAGGAUUUAAAUGCUGGAUUUUAAAUGUCUGUAAUAUUAAAUGUCCGAAUACAGGUUGAACAUCCCUAAUCCAAAAUCCAAAAAUCCGAAAUCCAAAAUGCUCCAAAAUCUGAAACUUUCUAAGCACCAACAUGAGGCCAGGGAAAUUUCACACCUGGCCUCAUGUGACAGGUUGCAGUAAAAACACUGUCAAAACUUUGAUUCAUGCACAAAAUUAUUUAAAAUAUUAUAUACAAUUCCCUUCAGGCUAUGUAUUAUAUAUAAAGUGUAUAUGAAACAAAUGAAUUUCAUGUUUAGACUUGGGUCGCAUCCCCAAGAUACCUUAUUCUGUUUAUGCAAAUAUUCCAAAAUCUGAAAAAACAUCCAAAAUUCCUUCUGGUUCCAAGCAUUUCAGAUAAAGGACACUCAGCCUGUAAAAUAUAUACCUGUGGGCCACAUAAAAUAUAUCUAUGGGUGCAAUUUGGCUCCCAGGCUGCCUCCUGGUGGCCUUUACUGCAGCGUUCAGGUAAUGCCCUUAGAGUGGCCUGGCUCAUUGAUGAUUUGCUAGGUCCUGGAUUCUCAGAUGAGUGGGUAUUUAUACAAUCUCAUUGAAUUCUCACAGCCACCCCAUGUAGUUGGUAUUAUUUUUUCAAUUUUACAGCUACAGAAGACAUAUAUAUAUGAAAUAUAGAAAAAACUCAGAGAAAAAUUAAAUUGACAAGGCUGAGUUUCAAACUCAAGUCUGAGACUACAAGGCCCAAGCUUUUCCCACCAAGCCAAGUCGAACACGGGACAAAUUUCUGCACAUUGACAUUAGAAACUCAGAAAUAGGAAGUGGUUUGAGUAGAACUUGUCUAUAUUUAUUUGUUUGUUUGUUUAUUUUAUUUUUUAUUUAUUUACUUAUUUUUUUGAGAUGGAGUUUCGUUCUUGUUGCCUGGGCUGGAAUGCAAUGGCACAAUCUCGGCUCAUUGCAACCUCUGCCUCCCAGGUUCAAGCGAUUCUCCUGCCUCAGCCUCCCAAGUAGCCGAGAUUACAGGCCUGUGCCACCAUGCCCGGCUAAUUUUGUAUUUUUAGUAGAGACGGGGUUUCUCCAUGUUGGUCAGGCUGGUCUCGAACUCCCGACCUCAGGUGAUCCACCCGCCUCAGCCUCCCAAAGUGCUGUGAUGACAGGUGUGAGCCACUGCGCCUGGCCUAUAUUUAAAUAUAUACUUCUAUAGAAGACAUAGAACCACAUUAUAGAAUAUCUGGGAAAUAAAAAGUGAUCUAUCACCGCGGUGCCUCCCCGGCACAUUGGUGUUGCUGUUUUAAUUCAUUUCCCCAGCUGGAACUGCGGUAUACACAUUUGCACCCUGGAUUUUAUUUAACAUUAGACUGCAAGCCUUUAUCCUGUGAUAGCUGUCAUUGUAAAUGUAAAUUUUUAUGGCUACAUAAUCUGUUGAGGAGAUGGACCAUAAACGGGUUUACUGUUCUACUAUUGUGGGGCACACUGCUUUCAGCUCCUCAGCCCUAUGAAUGAUGCUGCAAUAGCUGUGCUUCUGUUUACACAGACAGCUCUUUCUGGCCCAGCUCUAUUUUAUUCCCUGACUGUUGAACAUGUCAUUAAGUGACUGUACCAUUAUUUAGCUACCCUUUCCCCUACCUUUGGACUUGCUGUUUCCGUAAAUGUCACCACAGCAACCAGCUUUUGUCUGGAAAGCUGUGUCCAUAAUCAGAAUAGUUUCCAUGCAUAGAUUCCCAGAAGUUGAAACGUGGCUCAGAGGGUGAGAAGGCUUUGACCAGAGACCAUCGCGCCCACCCCACCCCACUGCCUCAUGGAAGAGUUGCACCAUUCUGCACAGCUGCUGGGAGUGUGCGUAACAGCCAUUUUCACCAUGGGACAUAUGUUUAAAAGGCACAAAUCUAAAGACUGUGCAGUUUGUCCCAUUAAUGGGAUGUGCUGUGGCGUUACACACCCCAUAGAGCUUCCACGUGGGGUUUUGAAAAAUCCAUUGUUGAGCCAAGAAUUUAUUUUUAAAGUCUAUAUCAGAAUGCCUGGAAUUAAACAGAGGUUUCUUUUUCCCCCCGUCCCUCAUCUUCCUGACUUCUUUCUUUCUUUCUCUCUCUCUCUCUUUCUUUCUUUCUUUCUUUCUUUCUUUCUUUCUUUCUUUCUUUCUUUCUUUCUCUCUCUCUCUUUCCUUCCUUCCUUCCUUCCUUCUUCUUUCUUUCUUUUUUCUUUUUCUUUUUUGAGACAGACUUUUUGCUCUUGUUGCCCACACUGGAAUGCAAUGGCAUGAUCUUGGCUCGCUGCAACCUCCACCUCCCAGGUUCAAGUGACUCUCCUGCCUCAGCCUCCCAAGUAGCUGAGAUUACAGGCAUGUGCCACCACACCUGGCUAAUUUUGUAUUUUUAGUAGAGACGGGGUUUCACCAUGUUGGCCAGGCUGAUCUCAAACUCCAGACCUCAAGUGAUCCACCUGCCUCAGCCUCCCAAAGUGCUGGGAUUACAGGCAUGAGCAACUGCAACUGGCCAUUCUUCCUGAUUUCUGAAUGUGUUUAUGGGAGGAGAAAUUCACAAAGGGUUAGAAUUGAAUCGUGAUUUGCUACAUUGCCUGUACAACAGGCAAGGACAGGGGCUGUGUCUGUCCUGCCCACUGUGGCCUGUUCAUUGCCUGGCACAGAGUAGGUGUUGACUAAAUAGUCCCUAAAUAGUUGUUGGCUAAAUAAGCGAAUUGCCUUUACUGGAAAAAUGUACUUGUAUGACACUGGAUUGUUGCAGAAGAACGGUGAUGUGUGGUCACUUUAAUGAAGAUAGUUCCGUGUCAUUAGGAGGCCGAAUUUGGGGAUCUGUGUAGAAACUUUCCUGAGUUGGUUUAGGGUCUUUUCUAUUCACUGUUUCCUGGGCCCACCAGCAUUUUUUCUUUUUCUCAAGAUUCAGUGUAGACUUCCGUGUGGACCAAGUUUUCUCCCAUGUUCCUACUUAAUCCUGGCAUUGUGCAGGGCUGGAUUGAAUUGAUACUUGGAUCCAUCGGGGCCCAAGCAGGUUUUGUAAUCCAGGGUUGCCUUUUAGGCCUAAGAAGCUUCUCUUUCUUCUCUACCACAGGCCACAGGCAUUCAGUACACUUGGCUUUCUGUAUCUGUGGGUUUCACAUCCGUGGAUUCAACCAACCUCUGGUUGAAAACCUUCAGGAAAAAAAAAUGGAUGGUUGCAUCUCUACUGAACAUAUACAGACUUUUUUACCUUUUCUUUUUGUUUUGAGAUAGAGACUCACUCUGUUGACCAGGCUGGAGUGCAGUGGUACGCUCUUGGCUCACUGCAACCUCCACCUCCUGGACUUUUUUUUCCUUUUCAUUAUUCACUAAACAAUACAGUCUAAAACUAGAGUCAUGCAUUCCUAAACAACAGGGACACAUUCUGAGAAAUGCGUCAUUAGGCGACUUUGUCAUGCCAACAUCAUGAAGUAUACUUGCACAAACCCAGAUGGUCUAGCCUCCUACACACCUAGGCUAUUCAGUCUAGCCUGUGGCUUCUAGGCUGCAAGCCUGUGCCGCAUGCUACUGUACUGAAUACUGUAGGCAGUUGUAAUCCAAUGGUAUUUGUGUAUCUAAACAUAGAAAAUGUACAGUAAAAAUACAGUAUUAUGAUCUUAUGGGACCGUUGUUGUAUACUGUUGAGGAUUGAGAUGCUGUUAUGCUGCACAUAGCUGGGUUUACAGGGCAUCUGCAUUGCAUUAGGUAUGAUAUUAUAAGUAAUCUAGUUAAAGUGUACAAGAGGAUGUGCGUAGGUUAUAUGCAAGCACUACACCAAUUUGUAUAAGGGGCUUGAGCAGCCAUGGAUUUUAGUAUUCGUGGGAGGUUCUAGAACCAGUCCCCCAUGGAUACCGCAGGAUGACUAGACUAGUUUCUUUUUCCCCUGAAAUGCCCCCAUCACUCUCUGUCCAUCACACAUGGAAGUGUUUUAACACUUUGCCAAAGGUUUUGCUUGACAGAGUACUGUGGUGAAUGCAUUGAAAGUUCCAGAACUUUCCAGAAAUCUGACAGCCCCAUCCCUGCUCCCCAGCUCCUGACUUUCUGUCAGAAAGACCCUAGCAAACCUCCCUGGACUCCCUGCAGGAGGGUGCCUCCAGUCCACUCCCACACCCCAGCUUGCAGAAGAUGCAGUCAGGGCAGAGCCUUGCAGAAGAUGCAGUCAGGGCAAAGCAGAGGGUGUCCACCUUUGUCUUCCCGGAGCGUUUGUGUCCCUGAGGGCCAUGACUCUGUCUUACUGGGCCUGUCCAACAGUCCCCUUAUGGGAUCUCCUCCAGGGACAAGAUUGGUGUCGAUCGUCUCAUUUCCCAGGGAGCCUGCUGGUUCAGCGUGGGCUCACGUUAGCCCCAAAGGAGAGGUUGGGGGAGAAGGAUCCUGAGUGGUUCCUCGGACUGUGCCCUGGGGACUGGGGUAGGGGGCUUGCUCAGGACCUGGGCCUCUGGCCAUGUGGCAGUAAAUUGUGUUGCAGGCUGUUGGAACUUGCACAGAAGCUAUAUCAUCACAGAGUUCUAAGCAUAUGCAUAAUGGCUAAAAAUCAGUACAGUUUAUGCACACACCUUGGUUGAAAGAAGGAUCCAUCAUUUUGGAUAAGGUUGGGAAAUUGUAGCCCCAAGCAGUAUGGGAGUCAGACCCUAGCUACUAGCUGGAUGGGAUUGGCCAAGUCAUCUAAACUCUCAGAACCUCAGUUUGAUUCUUAAAAUGAACAUUAUAUCCAUGGGAUCUAAGGAAGCUUCUGGUUCUUUGCUUGGUGCAUAGCAGGUUAUCAGGAAGUCAGAGUAUCUCCUUCUUCCUUUACCUUAUAGCUCAAUAACUUUCCUUUGGAGGGCCUGUGAAAUGCAGAUUCCCAGGCCAUGCCCACACCCUGCCUCCCCCACUAAUUUAUAAUAGUGAGGUGGGAUCUCAAUGCCCUUUGCAGUAAUCAUCCUUUAAGGGAGGGCUGGGGACUGUGCUGGGAACCAUCAAAGCACCAUUGGAAGGAGAGGCCCUUUCUUGGGCCAGUGCUUCGGUGCUGUGUCCCCUCCUCCCCAAAUGACUUUGGGUCUGCUGUUGCCAGGGGUUGGAGGAUGCCUGAGGUCUGGCGGGCCAUUUUUGUCAGUGGCUCUUGCAUCCAUUCUGAUGGGACCUAUCAAAACAUGCAGGACCUAUCUAAACUUUACUCCUAGCCCCACGCCCCUGAGGCCAAGCCUGCUGCCUGGUGGAGGGAAGGACACCCCUGAGGCCAAGCCUGCUGCCUGGUGGAGGGAAGGACACCCCUGAGGCCAAGCCUGCUGCCUGGUGGAGGGAAGGACACCCCUGAGGCCAAGCCUGCUGCCUGCUGGAGGGAAGGACAGACACUGGCAGCUGGUUGUACAGUACCUUUGCCUGCCUAGGAAGCUCAAGCACUUUUUUUUUUUUUUAAAGACAGAGUUUCUCUCUGUCGCCCAGGUUGGAGUGUAGUGGCGCGAUGGAUCUCAGCUCACUGCAACCUCCGCCUCCCGGGUUCAACCAAUUCUCGUGCCUCAGCCUCCUGAGUAGCUGGGAGUGUGCCACCAGGACUGGCUAAUUUUUUUUGUAUUUUUAGUAGAGACAGGGUUUCACCAUAUUGGCCAGGCUGGUCUCGAACUCCUGACCUCAAGUGACCUGCCUGCCUCGGCCUCCCAAAGUCAAACAUUUUUUCAUCAUGUGCAUGCAUUUUUCAUUUGCAAGUUUUGCCAAAGCUACCCAUUUUUUCCUUCAUGGUUGUUUGCAGUUGAUCUUAUUCCUAGGCUGCCUUCCCCAUGGAUGUCACCAGUCUGUGAGCUCAUGAGGGCUGGAUGGUCCCCUGGGAUCCAGCUACUCGAAGCUGCUGGCACAGUGCCCUGCACUCAGAGGGGCUAAUAGUAGUGACUGCGUGAAACCAGUGGCUACUUUAUGUCUGUUUACAGGGCUGGCCUCGGUUGGUGUGUAACUGUGGGCCCUUUGCUGGGAGGGGCGAGGGCUUGUUCCCUUCUGGCUCAGCAGUGUCCCUGUCACCUGGUCCCUCCUCCACAGCAGCCAUCAGGACUCAUUUCAUGCAGCUCUGAUCAAAGGUAAAGAGGGCAUGGGCAGCAGGACUUUGUCCCAGCCUCGCCAGCUGAGUAGCUGAUGUAAAUCAAACGGUCUCUGAGGCAGCUCUCAAUCAAUUUAGAAGUUUAUUUUACUAAGGUUAAGAAUGUACCCUGGAGACAGAUCUGAGCCUUUCUCCAAAGAUGAUUUUGAGGGGUUCAAUAUUUAAAGGGGAAAAGCGGGCUGGAGGGGAAAGAGGGGGUGUGUGGUCACAUGACUGAAUCCACAGGUUGUGAGAGAAAAGGAGCAGGUAGGGGAAUAGUCCAAAUUAUGUAAUUGUCUUGUGCUCAGUAAAUCAACACUUUACAUAAGAUAAGGUGAACAUGGAGCAGCUACCUGUAGAGAUGCUUAACCUUUUAUCUGCAGCUCUCUGCUUAGGAACAAAAGGAAAGGCAGCUUCUUGCAUGACUCAGCUUUCAGCUUAAGUUUUUCUUUUUGGUGGAGUGAACUGGGGUUCAGAGUUUUUAUUUUCCUUUCACAGCGGGCUCUGUGCCAGAAGCAUGGGAGGCCCCUCUGAGCAUUGCUCCAUGUCCCACCUGCUGGGGGCCCUUUGGUAAAGGACUCGGGGAAGAUGUGGGUCCUGGGGAUAGGACACUGGGGUGAUUAUGAAGAGACGGGGGCUGUGUCCUGGACCACACGCAGGCAUCUCAGCAGACAAGCACACACACCAUCUGUGCCGGUCCUGGAGGUACCGCCAGAGAAGCUGCAGCUGGUGUGGGUAGAGCAGAGCUCGGGAGCCUGACCUGGCCACAGAGGCCAGCUGGGUACCUUGUCCAGGGUAGCAAACACCAAGGGGACAUCCAACUCCCAUUUGCAGACUUGGGAAGGGACAGGUGCCAUUACCUAUGGUGGUUCUAGGUAAUUUGUUCACACAGGGCAGGAAACCCCAGCGCCAGGAGUGAGCAGGGUGGUGAGUCCUGGUCUCAGGGAGAAGCUGCUGCAGAGGCUGGGUCUGUAGGUGCCUGGCCUCCUGCCUGGUUUCAGGAGGUGACUUCAGGCCCCGUGGGGAGGGGCUUGAGGCAAAGGUUCCAGAUUGCAGCCCCGCCCCUCCAGGCCCCUCUGUCUCAAGUCUACACUGCCUGGGGUCAGGCCCAGCUGUCUUAGGUCUGCACUGCCUGGCCGGGUGGUGCCUCAUUAGGAAACAUGGCUUAAAGGGUAGUCGGCACUAAAUUGAGUAGCACAAUCCAGUCACUCAGUUCAUCUGAUGGAAACUUCCAAAGGAAUAGAGCAUCAUGCAUUGUUGAAGUUGAAACAUACAUGAACUUUGCUAUGUACAUUUCUUCUUUUAUGAAUUGUCCAUUGCCCUUUAAUAUUGCUUUGGUAUCUGUCAAAGUACAGACGUUUUACUUUUUUGUGGUAAAGUCUGUCCAUUUUUUCUGCCGCAUGAGAGUUUUUGCUUUUGAUAUUAUGUCUGGUGACGCUUCUCCGAGACAUGGAAGACUCUCAGAGACAUCCCUUCUGGGCAGGUGAAUCUGAAGACUUUGAUCUAGUUAAAAAAAUCAGUUUUUCUAUUAAAUAAUGGUUUGUUUUGGCCUAUAAAAAUGGUAAAACGCUGACAAAAUGAUGGUAGAGAAGCCAAUGAAUUUGGCAAGUCUAGGGUGCCUAUGAGGUUGUCGGGGAAGAGCAGAUAAAUUUCCCAAACACAUGAGGACAGAGGCAGCUCCUCGGUUUGGGUCCUGAGGGAGAAUCUAUCGUGGCGUUGCCAUUGCUAGUGCUGCCCCGGGGGCCUUGCGAUUGUCUGGGGACCCAGGGCCUGUGCCAUGGUGUUGACAACAGGCUCUCGGCUCAGGGAAGACAGGAUCUGGGAGGAAGGUCCCCAGAGAAUAAACUGGUUCGGAAGCUGUCCUCCGUAACGAAUGCACCCUAGCCCGCCCCUGGAAACCUCUCCCUUCAGCCCGCGGUUGGCAUGGCCAGCAUCUGGGCUCUGCCCUGGAGCUGGCUUCCCUUUUACUGAAGGUGCGUCUUCUGGCGCACUCCUGUUCUCGGGACCCUGCAGCAGACGGGUCCACAGGAAGCCGUGGAGAUGCUAGGGCGGGUGUGUUAGAGGAAAGGGGAGUGCGUGGGGAGAGAAUUGGUGCUUUUUCCUCGGACUGGAGGAAGCCCUGAAAAUGGAUGCCGACGAGGUGGCUUUUGCCUAAGCCCACGCACAGGGGCUGGUGUGUCUGCAGCAUCACGCCACCAUGGAAUAUGUCCUCUUUGUGCUGUACUUCUCUUUCUUCCUGUGUCUCUGCGCCCUGGUGUGCCUGUACUUCUCUGGCUGCCAGGAGAUGACCUAUAAGCAUGAAGGUAGGCAGCUGGUUCAGGGUUUUGUGUUUUGAGGUUCUCUGGCAGUCCCUGGCUGUGGCCGACCGAUGCUCCUGCCUGUGACAGGUGGCUCUGUUGAAAAUGAUAGGAAGGUAAGAAGACAGGUGGCUGAGAGAGACUGGAUCCGGUUGGGGGGCUAUUUGUUUUGGGGGUACCUCCUCUUUUUCCCUCUGCUUCAUCUGACCCGCUAAGGAAGAGCACCUCUGUAUAUGCAAAGUGUAAAUGGAGGAGACAUGUUUACUCUUCAUUCAUUUUGCCAAAACUGAAUCUUUUUUUUUUUUUUUUUUUUUUUUUUUUUUUUGAGACAGGAUCUUGCCCUGUCACCCAGGCUGGAGUGCAGUGGCACAAUCACAGCUCACUGCAGCCCCAACCUCCCAGGCUCAAGUAAUCUUUCCACCUCAGCCUCCCAAGUAGCUGGGACUACAGGCAUCAGCCACCAUACUCGGCUAACUUUUUAAAUAACUUUUUGUAGAGAUGGAUUCUCACUAUGUGGCCCAGGUUGAUCUUGAACUCCUGGGCUCAAGCGAUCUUUCUGCCUCAGCCUCCCAAAGUGCUGGGAUUACAGGCAUGAGCCACUGUGCCCGGCCAAAACUGAAUCUUAAUCUGAAUCUGGAUUCAUCUGUAGAAACGAGUCAACAAGGAGAGGCUUUGGUUGCAAGGAACAUGGAAGGCUAGAGGAAUUACCUUUUUAUUCAGUAGAUGGGCUCAGAAUGAGCAAAUGGUGGACAUUUUUGCUCCUAAUGUAUCUCUUGUGAGGAAAAACCUAGAGACUCUUAGAAGAGUGGAGACACAAAAAAAUGAAGUUUCUUUCAUGUUUGCCAUUUUUUUUAAAGCCCACUAUGUGCCAAUCAUGAGAGGAAACAAUGUUUUCUGAGCGGUUCUCCCCUCAUCCCUUGAGAAGCAGGUGGUGAAUUAUUUCCUGCAUUUUUUGAAAAUGCAGUGCAAAACCAGUUGCAUUGCCUUCAAGGAAGACAGCCACUGUGUUUUUACUUUAAACAUUAAUAUAUCAUUUCUAUUUUUUUAUUAAUAAAGGCACAAAUAUAUUGAGAAAUCGAGUACAUGUAGGCUUACUGCAUAAUAUAAUCACUCAACAAAACUUUUCUCUAAAGGAAACAAACUAACCCAGUGUUAUAAAAUGUUAUAAACACUAACCCAGUGUUAUAAAAUGUUAUAAAAAAAUGUUAAGGCUGGGCGUGGUGGCUCACACCUGUGAUCCCAGCCCUUUGGGAGGUCAAGGUAGACGGAUCACUUGAGGUCAAGAGUUCGACACCAGCCUGGCUAACAUGGUGAAACCUUGUCACUACUUAAGAAAAAAAUAUAUAUACAAAAAUUAGCCAGAUGUGGUGGCACGCACCUGUAAUCCCAGCUACUUGGGAGGCUGAAGCAGAAGAAUCGCUUGAACUUGGGAGACGGAAGUUGUAGUAAGUUGAGAUUGCACCACUGCUCUCCAGCCUGGGCGACAGAAGGAGAUUCUGUCUCAAAAAAAAAAA